CCGGCUCUGAGCACAGUGCUAGCGCUGAAGCGAGGACAGCUAGCUAGCUUCACAGUUGAAGUAUUUUGGUGGAUUUUCAAGCAGAUAUGGGUGGCUUCUUCUCCAGUCUUUUUUCUGGCCUGUUUGGUACCAGGGAGAUGAGGAUCCUCAUCCUGGGUUUGGAUGGUGCGGGGAAGACCACUAUCCUGUACCGGCUGCAAGUCGGGGAGGUUGUCACCACCAUCCCUACCAUUGGUUUCAAUGUGGAAACGGUGACAUACAAGAAUCUGAAGUUUCAAGUGUGGGAUCUUGGAGGACAGACCAGUAUCAGGCCAUAUUGGCGCUGUUACUACUCCAACACGGAUGCAGUGAUUUAUGUGGUGGACAGCAGCGACCGGGACAGGAUGGGAAUCUCCAAGUCUGAGCUGGUGGCUAUGCUGGAGGAGGAGGAGCUGAAGAAGGCCAUCCUCGUGGUGUUUGCUAACAAGCAGGACAUGGAGCAGGCCAUGACCCCCACAGAGGUGGCAAACGCCCUGGGCCUGCCUGCACUCAAGGACAGGAAGUGGCAGAUCUUCAAGACAUCGGCGACCAAAGGCACAGGGCUGGACGAGGCCAUGGAAUGGCUGGUGGAAUCCCUAAAGAGCAGACAGUAAUCACACCUACAACGUCCUAUGUAAAUACUCCCGAUCAAGCUCCCUGUCGGAAUUGAGACUGUACCCUCUCCCUCUGCUGGGGAACUGCUCCCCUCCCCCACCACCUCCAGCCCAGGGGAGAGACUGUAAGAGGAGGACAGUGGCAAUGGACGCUUUCAGAGGGCUGUCUGCCAAAGGCCAGGAUGCUGUGAUUGGUGGCAAGUUGGAAUAGACACAGAUACUGCAGAAGAGGUCAUGUGAUCAAACCGGUGUUGCUGCAGGCCUUGGUGUUUUGUAUUCGUGUUAUCAAUAAUUCACACAUCUUAUGCUGGGUUCAGGAUUAUGCCGUGGUACGUUUGGGUUACCGCUGCCUCAAACAGACUGCAAAACAUUGGUGUCCCCAGUCUUUCGUGAAUGAUGCAGUUUCUGAUCCUUUGUGAUUACUUCCUAACAGCAUAUUUAUUUGAUCUUAAGUUAAUUGCCUCUUUGAUAAUGUACAUGUGUUCACUGUUCGCACUGAAACAAAUAAAUCAUGUACAGUAUCCAUACUGUGUGGCUUAGCUCAUAACCAUGUGAUUCCCUGAAUGGGGAUGUCAAUACUAUACAUGUCCACUAGGUGGCUCUAUGCUGUUGUGUAUUUAGUAUGUGAGGUGCAGCCUGUGUAGGUUAACAAAGAAAGAGCAUGAGCAUUUCCAUUUCCUCAC
Megalops cyprinoides (Indo-Pacific tarpon) is the source of this 1315-nucleotide messenger RNA. Its product is annotated as ADP-ribosylation factor-like protein 1. Gene Ontology annotation, cellular component: Golgi apparatus; cytoplasm. Bases 87 to 632 code for a protein of 181 amino acids. The transcript is spliced from 6 exons. The record is from RefSeq and is a predicted model, not a curated record. Gene Ontology annotation, biological process: vesicle-mediated transport; intracellular protein transport. Lineage: Eukaryota; Metazoa; Chordata; Actinopteri; Elopiformes; Megalopidae. Gene Ontology annotation, molecular function: GTP binding; GTPase activity.